This is a messenger RNA of Phytophthora infestans T30-4, 585 nucleotides long. RefSeq lists its product as uncharacterized. The record is from RefSeq and is a predicted model, not a curated record. The transcript is spliced from 3 exons. The coding region runs from base 1 to 585 and encodes 194 amino acids. Lineage: Eukaryota; Oomycota; Peronosporomycetes; Peronosporales; Peronosporaceae.
AUGGAUCUCGUCAAGCCUAUUACAUCCGAUCAUGAUCUAAUUGAGCUUGCCAAGCGUAUUGGGGUUCAUCUCGAUGCUAUCUUUGAGUCAAAUGAGAUCACAAAGCCGCUACCGAAGCAAGGUUCAUAUCUGGUUCUACUUAGACCACCUAAUCUUGAUGUAGGACACUGGCAGGCUGUUCAUGAUGGUGAAUUCUUCGAUUCAAUGGGAGAAGCGGCACCUACGAAGUAUGGUAUCGGGCGUUACAAUCCCAAACAAUAUCAAGGCACUUAUGGCGAUUAUUGCGGAAUAUGGUCAAUAAUGUAUCGCGAAUUGACGAUUUCUAGCGAUGUUCCAGCUCCCAAGCUGACUAAAGCCCAAAAGACAGGUAAGCUAAGCCUUACAGCUGAUCAACUCAAGGGUUCAGGCUCUGUUAUCCAUCUCCACCCAGCUUCGUAUGAGAAAGCACUUAAGGCACGCAAGGCGGGUCGUGGCGUUAGACUCGAUAUUACCGAGCAUGAGAUAAAAAAAGGCUACAAGAAGCUCCAAGAAGGAUCCAUUUGGAGUAAAAUCAAAUCAGGUGCCUGCUAUCGCUACAGCGUUUAA